AUGCAGCAACAAGAGGAAGCAGCGGGCAACGCCCCAUGGGGCUCGUUGGGGGGCCUCGCCAUGCGACUGACUAUUGGAGUGGCUGGAGCGUUGGCUGCUUCUGGAUGGCUUCAUGCUGAAGUGCUUCAGCAGCUGCAACUCUUUGAAACCCAAGACUACGAUUCCUCUAGAGUCUGCGGUUGUGGAGGGCAUUCGCCGUAUCUACACUGCGCUGCACCUACACUGACUGCCGUGGCUGCUCCUGCUCCUGCUGUCUCGCAACAGCCUCCCCCCCUGCCCCUCCCGUCACGUCUUGUGCCACUACCCUACACUCCACUGCCUCUCUUGCGUCUGCUCAAUGCAACGCAACUCCCUGAGGAAGCCGCUACAGGCGCAGCUGCAGGUGCUGCAGUGGCCGACGAAGGGGCCCAAGCUUGGCUCCAACCCGGAAGCGCACCCUUUCAGGAAGUGGUGGCGCGUCUGCUGAUGUGCACAGAGUGUCUGUACAGCCCCAGUGGCUUCGCUCUGUGCAGCAGUGAGCAGAAACAGCAGCAGCUGCUGCUGCAGCAGCUGCAACUGCCGCUGACGCUAGGCACUUGGAGCACGAGGGAUGUCAUAGACACCCCAACACUUGAAGGGGACUUUAUUCGUGUACAGACACCCCCGCCGCUGCUGCCCUGGUGGCAUGCGGAUUCUGCAGCUGUCAAGACAGCGUUUGGUGCUGCCGCAGGAGAGGGAGCCUCAGCAACGCGAGCUGGCUUCAAUGCAGAAAGCUUCGCUGGCACAGAUGCCGACGGGACGGUGUAUAUCAUUGCGAGCAGCGCUGACAUGUGCAGCUUGACGGGGAGACUAGACGCAUCGCGCUGCAUUGCCACUGCUCCUGCUGCGGCUGCCCCUGUCGAAGGUUGUGGGGUAAAGACAGAAUCCCCCUCUUGUUUUUCGGCCUUACUGGAGCGUUCAGCAGCAGCAGCAGUUGUUGUAGCAGCGGUGAUUGCAAAAACAGCGCAGCUGCUUGCGGCAUCUUGCUGCUCUCUUCUUGAGCCACUCCGCCCCUCAGUACCCUCAGUAGGCUGGCAGAUAUCUCGGGAUGUUUCGCACCCCUCGGGUCGUUGCAUUGUCACAUGUGUUAUCACCGUAGCGUCUCCCCCCCCCAAGGAAUUUGUGAGGGCAGCAGCUGCACGAGCUGCAGCAGACGCAGCGGCUGCGCUCACUCCCUUCUUCGAAGGGAGUCGCAAGACUCCCCAAGCUGCGGAUGCUGCUAAGCGCUUCGCUGCAUCUGCCGUGGCUUGUGUCUUGACAGCAGGCGCAUUCGAACUGUGGCAGCCAGAAACCCCUAGGCAGCGCUUUCUGCCGUGGCUCAUGCUGGCAGGGAUGGCGGCUUCGCGACGAACAGCGCUUGCUGCCUCGGUGUGUCUGAGCUUUGUUCGGCAUCUCUUCGUCCUCAACAAAGUCUUGUCUGCUCAGGGGAGAAUCCAGCAAUCGACCCUUCAACGUAUGUUCUGGGAAGCCUGCCACGCUGGCAGCACUUGUGUGCAUGCAGCGGCUUUCUAG
Cyclospora cayetanensis is the source of this 1530-nucleotide messenger RNA. RefSeq lists its product as uncharacterized. The coding region runs from base 1 to 1530 and encodes 509 amino acids. The record is from RefSeq and is a predicted model, not a curated record. Lineage: Eukaryota; Apicomplexa; Conoidasida; Eucoccidiorida; Eimeriidae. The transcript is spliced from 7 exons.